CGAGCCAACGCCCCACUACAUUCGAGACCUACUUGCCUCCUUGUCCUUUUGCGGACAACCACGCUGUCACCAUGAAGAUUCUUUAUAUGGGCGUUUUCCGGAAUGACACCCAGCCAGCUCUCCAGCUAUGCGGGGAAAAGGAUCUCAGCAGCUUUUCGCGCUUCACUCGUCAGAACUACGAUGAAUUCCUGAUGCUCUUCACCCGAACGGUCGCCGAGAAGACAAAGGCAGGCCAACGGCAGGAUAUUGAAGAGAAGGCUUACACAUUCCACGCCUACGGGCGGACAGAGGGUGUCUCCGGUGUCAUUGUUACAGAUGGGGACUACCCUGCCCUAGUGGCCCACCAGCUUUUGGGCAAGAUUGUGGACGAGUUCCUUGCCAAAUACCCACGCACUGCCUUCUCCGACCCCUCUUUGCGUGAGAAUGCGUGCCCCAUGCCGCAGCUCAAGGAAUAUAUUGUCAAGUACCAGGACCCGAGCCAGGCUGAUAGCAUCAUGAAGAUCCAGCAGGAGCUUGACGAAACCAAGAUUGUCCUUCACAAGACGAUUGAAAGUGUUCUGGAGCGCGGUGAGAAGAUUGACUCCCUAGUUCAGAAGAGUGAUGGACUGUCAGCCCAGAGCAAGAUGUUCUAUACCCAGGCCAAGAAGCAAAACUCUUGCUGUGUUGUGAUGUGAUGUGAUGUGAACGGGGAUUGGCAG
Molecule: messenger RNA, 698 nt
Organism: Penicillium verrucosum
Lineage: Eukaryota; Fungi; Ascomycota; Eurotiomycetes; Eurotiales; Aspergillaceae
Product: palmitoyltransferase YKT6
Exons: 6
Coding region: 72-674 (200 amino acids)
Biological process (GO): endoplasmic reticulum to Golgi vesicle-mediated transport
Cellular component (GO): Golgi apparatus; membrane
Molecular function (GO): SNAP receptor activity
Source: RefSeq, a predicted model, not a curated record